UUCUAACGCUGCACGCAAUACAAUUCCGGCCAACGGACUGAACAUCUGUCUUGUGGAAUUGCGCAUAAAUUGCAGCAUCUGUUUUUGCUUUGAUAACGAGUUGGCACCGGUCAGUCGCGCGAUCGUAGCAUUUGGGAGCUAUGGCCGACUACGAACGCCGACACAAUGGCGCCAGGGGGGGUGGUGGUGGGCGUAAACGGCGCUUUAGAGAGGACGACGACUACGACCGUCGGCAGAGGCGCCGAUACGAGGAGCCUUUGGUUGCUAAAAUCCGACGACAGCUGCUUACAAUUGCCGAAUCCGCAGCCCGACGAGCGGACGACGAUGCAGUAAACAUCGCCAGAAGCGUGACGGAGAACUUUGAAAAUGAGGAAAUCAAAAAUACUUUCAUCGACAUUGUCCUUGAUCUUACGCUCGAACAACCACUGAAGAUCCCCUUCCUCGCGACGACCGUUCUCGUUGUCAACAAUCUGAAGUCGGAAGUCUGCUCUGAGGUCCUCCAGAAGGCGGUUAACCUUUUGGGAGAGUAUCUCGAUGCCGGCGCGUGGCGCGAAGUCAAACUGCUUCUUCGACUUCUGGGAUGCCUGCAGUGUAUCUUCGAAGGAGACGGUAUUUUUCCUAUACUAGACGAGUUAUUCUCACGCGCCGUCGACCUGCAGACUGCAUCUUCUGACGAUGUCCUCGGCCUGGAGCUGGUGAAGAUCAUCCUUUUCACCAUUCCGUACAUAAUGGCUUCGCCGGCCACUGGAUAUGAGCAACAGGCAUCGGCUCUUCUUGAGAAGACGGAUGUCAUCACUUCCACACCCCACGCCCUUGUCGACAUGGUCAAUCCUUUUGCCCUCGGAGAUGGUCGAACGGAUGCAGUACCAAGCGUCAUCAGCCUCCUGCAAAGUCAGCUCCAGGGCGAGUCCAGUCGCGGCUGGGAGCUUGCCUGUCUUCCUCGGCCCUGGAAAGGGGUGCGGAUUAAUGAGGAAGACGAGCAACCCCCCGCGGAGUUUGGCCCCAAGUGCCCCCUCCCUGAGAUCUCCAUCCCCAACCCUGUACGGGCUGGCAAGAGGGCGAUCUACCCCGAGGUUCACCUUUCCGUCUACGCAGACCAGGAUUUCGAAACUGUUCCCCCAACCUCGGAUAUCGCAUCAUCACUGUUGCGUGAUGCGCUUGUGGACACCAUCAAUAUCCUAGACUUCAAUCGCAUUGCGACUGCCAAGUAUCUGAUCGACGUGGAUUGCUACUUCACGCCCCACACGUUCGUGAAACGCGCAACGCCUUUUGAUCGGCUACGCGACAUUCCGGGCGACCGCCCAACGUGGAAACCCGAAGAUGUCGCUGUGGAUGCUGUUUUUUCCCAGCUCUUCCAGCUGCCGUCUCCGGAGCAUAAACUCGUUUACUACCAUUCGGUACUCACUGAAUGCUGUAAGAUUGGCCCAGCUGCUAUUGCCCCUAGCUUGGGGCGAGCUAUUCGAUUCCUGUAUCGCAGCUUGGAUACGAUCGAUUUGGAUCUCAGCCACCGAUUUCUGGAUUGGUUCGCUCAUCAUUUGAGCAACUUUGGUUUCACAUGGAAAUGGAGCGAAUGGGUCGAUGAUCUUGACCUUCCGCUCAAUCAUCCAAAGAUGGCUUUCAUCACCGGUGCUCUCGACAAAGAGAUUCGCCUGAGCUUUGCGCAGCGAAUCAGAGGCACCCUCCUAGACUCUUACCAACAUUUAAUAACUGAGGGGAAGGAAAAGGACACCCCCGACUUCAAAUACUUGGAUGAUACUACACCGUAUGCCAACGAGGGCAAGGAACUGAUGCAACUUAUCCGCAAGAAAGCAACGGAUGAGGAAAUCCAGCCGGUGAUGGCUUCCAUUGAAGAGCAGGCCAAGGGCUUGGGAGUCGAAGAUCCCAUGCUCCCUUCCACAGACGCCUUCGUAACCGCCAUAUGCUUCGUUGGAUCCAAAUCCCUCUCGCACGUCUUGUCCUGCAUCGAGCGAAACAAGGAGCGGCUGCUAGCCAUUGGCCCGAAGUCCCCCGCUGCCCGUCGUCAAAUCAUCACCUCAGUCAUGGAGUACUGGGCCGACCAACCGGGCAUCGGCAUCAACAUCAUCGACAAACUGCUCAACUACACCAUCCUCACACCGCUCUCCGUCAUCGAAUGGGCCCUCGUGGACAAACUCGACGCGGGAGCAAUCCUCGCCAAGACCCAUGUCUUCGAGAUGGUCUCCGCAACAGUCGGCAAGGUCACCAACCGCCUCCGCCAGAUCGUCGCCGCGCGAACCCAGCCAGGCCUCUACGAGCCCCAGCUCAGCCUCCUCGACGAGACCCUGAAGCGCGAAAACGCCGACAUGCAGUCCCUCUUCAACGUCAUCGAAGACAGAGUCGUCUCCGUCGCAGGAGGCAGCAACGACGAGCUCAUGGAGCGCGGAGACGGCAGCGGCAAUCUCCCCGAGGACGAAAUCAUCCGGCAGUGGGGCCAGCGAUGGCUGAGAGCCUUCCGCCGCAAGGCUGCCGUAGAACAGGCCUUCAUCGCUGAGGCCAUGACCACUGCCACCCCCGUUGGCACCACGGCUCCUCCGCCUGAGAAUCCUACCUCUGCGGGAGAUGGAGAUAUGGACGUUACGGAUGCGGAUGCGGGUGCGGGUGCGGAUGCGGAUGCGCAGUCUUCUUGAAACAUGACAACCAUCCCGGGUGAACAGGCUUGAUAUCUGACUUGUCAGCGUGGUCGACCUAUUGGCUUUCUUUCUCGUAGGGGGGAACUUGUAUUCUUGUUGCUUUGUGUAUUGCUGUAUACAU
This is a messenger RNA of Aspergillus candidus, 2769 nucleotides long. RefSeq names its product NCBP1 family protein. NCBI's taxonomy places the organism in Eukaryota, Fungi, Ascomycota, Eurotiomycetes, Eurotiales, Aspergillaceae. Gene Ontology annotation, cellular component: nucleus; nuclear cap binding complex. The transcript is spliced from 7 exons. The record is from RefSeq and is a predicted model, not a curated record. Gene Ontology annotation, molecular function: RNA cap binding; mRNA binding. Gene Ontology annotation, biological process: mRNA export from nucleus; nuclear-transcribed mRNA catabolic process, nonsense-mediated decay. The coding region runs from base 141 to 2645 and encodes 834 amino acids.